GGCAUCGUCGAACACUCCGAGCCAGAAUUGCAGUGUUGCGCCAACGAACGAGAAGGAGAGAAGAUAUAAAAAAGAAAACAAAGAGAGAAUAAGAGUAAUUGGAAUAAGAGAGAAUAUGCAGGCUGUUUCGAUUAUCUCGCGGAUUGCGCGUGCGCGGGGUGUGACUUCUGCGUGCACGACGUCUACACGACUCUUCUCCUCCGUCGUCUGCUCACCCAACUCCCUCGCCUCCGCCCGCUCCUCCCUCAUCUCCCCGCACGCCCGCUCCCUCCUCAACUCCUCCCCCUCCCCCUCCACAACAACACCACCAUCAACAACCGCACACCUCCCGCCCUCGCUGCUCUCGAUCGCAGAACUGGGCCAGCGCCGCUGGAGAGCCCGCGGAAACACGUACCAACCCAGCACAUACAAGCGCAAGCACCGCAUCGGCUAUCUCGCCCGCAUGCGCUCAAAGUCCGGGCGCAAGAUUAUCGCCAGACGGAAGGCUAAGGGGCGCUGGUUUCUUACCCACUAGUUCUUUGUCUAUUUAUAUAUAUCUCGUCGUCUACAAUUGUACAUAUAAUAUAAUCAUUUUUUCAUUA
Myxozyma melibiosi is the source of this 581-nucleotide messenger RNA. RefSeq names its product ribosomal protein L34-domain-containing protein. Gene Ontology annotation, cellular component: ribosome; mitochondrial large ribosomal subunit. The record is from RefSeq and is a predicted model, not a curated record. The transcript has 2 exons. Gene Ontology annotation, biological process: translation. Gene Ontology annotation, molecular function: structural constituent of ribosome. NCBI's taxonomy places the organism in Eukaryota, Fungi, Ascomycota, Lipomycetes, Lipomycetales, Lipomycetaceae. The coding region runs from base 116 to 514 and encodes 132 amino acids.